AUGUCAACUGUCCGACGCAGCAAAGCCAUGCCGACCGAUGGCCCAACAGUCAAGUUCCUAUAUACCAUCAUCAAACAACUUGAUCUGAAAUCGAUUGACUGGAGCCUCGUUGCAAAUCAACUUGAAAUCUCCAACGGUCAUGCAGCUCGAAUGCGAUACUCUCGCUUUAAGCAGCAGAUGGAAGGUACCACAUCGACACCACGAUCAUCUCGUCCGAAGAAAAGCCCGAAUAAGUCCAAGAAAAGCCAUUGCAAGGCAGAACUGUUCAAAGAAACCGAUCCUUCUGACCCGCAGCCGGGCAUGAAACAAGAACGUCGUGCGUCUCUAGACGAGAUAGCUUCCUAUAUCAAGGCCGACCCACAUGCUCAGAGGUUCCAUACGUUGGCCGAUAUCCCCGGCGUAGCUUACCACAUGCUGCCGGACUCGCCAGAUCAGUCAUUUACUUCCCCGUAUUCCCAAAUGGCCGUCUCCCCGUCAGACCUGACCAUGUACACCCCUACACCCAGCUUUUUGGACCCUUCGAUCGGAUUCAAACAUCAAACGAACCCAGGUUAUCUCUGGCCUUCCACAAAGAUGGAGCCAGAGGAGGAUGGCAGAUUGAGCGACAUUGUCAAGGUGGAAGAACAACAAGAGCAGGAGGUGGACUCAAGCCGUAGUGAGGUGGAAUUCUGCGGGCUGAAGGUCGUCAUGGAGCCUAAGGGUUAA
Molecule: messenger RNA, 705 nt
Organism: Aspergillus alliaceus
Lineage: Eukaryota; Fungi; Ascomycota; Eurotiomycetes; Eurotiales; Aspergillaceae
Exons: 2
Coding region: 1-705 (234 amino acids)
Source: RefSeq, a predicted model, not a curated record